Molecule: messenger RNA, 296 nt
Organism: Racocetra persica
Lineage: Eukaryota; Fungi; Glomeromycota; Glomeromycetes; Diversisporales; Gigasporaceae
Source: the annotation of a GenBank genome assembly
AUGUUGCAUGUUUGUAUUGAUGCACUUUUCCCCACACUUUCAAGAUUUAUACCAAAAAGAGAAGUUCCAAAUGAACCCAUUAAUUUACUAGUGCUUGGAUUAAGCUGGAUUGACCCUACCAUAGUUACUGAUAAAAGAGUUCAAAAUAAAAAACCAAUAGAUCAGGCUCAAAUUUAUGCUAGUCAUUUCGAAAUUGGUGUAUACCUUGUCAAUUUCUUUCUAAGUGGUCAUAAACCGCCUUCAGAUUUUGAUGAUGUACCAGAAGAAAUCAUUAUAAUUAAUGUUGAACACAAAUA